Messenger RNA from Zymoseptoria tritici IPO323, 509 nucleotides. RefSeq lists its product as uncharacterized. The transcript has 3 exons. The record is from RefSeq and is a predicted model, not a curated record. NCBI's taxonomy places the organism in Eukaryota, Fungi, Ascomycota, Dothideomycetes, Mycosphaerellales, Mycosphaerellaceae. Bases 65 to 298 code for a protein of 77 amino acids.
CCACACACUGCAACGACAUAUUUCCACACUUUCAUACACCGCAGCAACAGGGGUCUCCGCUACAAUGCGCUUCGCUCACGUCGCCACGGCCAUCGUCUCUCUCGCCGGCCUGCCGCUCGCUCUCGCUCAGAAGCCCGGCCCAGCGACCGACGCCUGCGGACCGAACUUUUGCAAAUGUUGCUUCUACUCCUCGCCGUCAGAGAGUUACUACGGAUUCUACCACACGAGUGGCUCGACCUGUUAUUGCAAGAAGGCGACCAAUGGCUAUGACACGACUUGCAAGGGCAAGUGUCCCUAGGUAGUUUGCGACUUCAGCAAAACGCCGAACUACCGCGUGUUGGCAAAUUCAUCACCCCGGUGGAUCGUCUUGUCCUUCUUGGAUGGAGUUGAUGGUCAGCGAUUUGUUUUGAAGGAGGGAUGUGGAGGGACCUGUCCCUGAGUGGUUCCAUGGUCAUCGUUUGGGUGAGCGAAUAGUAUACACAAUUGGUACAAGGCAUCUCUGCUUCUCG